UGGCGCGCGCUCGUACUCGCGCUCUCUCUCGCCAUCGUGCUCUUGCAACCCCAUGCUCCUGCAGUCCUCUUUCCGCAGCCCAUCUUGCUCCUGACUCUCAGCCAAGCGCACGACGUUCAGUGACGUGAAGAGACCCCACGCGAUCCAGAACACUGCAUCUGUUUCGGAGCUCGGGACUCGAGAAUGGCAGAGAAACUUUCUCCAGGAAAGGGGACAGACCAGGUAUGCACCUUCCUGUUCAAAAAGCCUGGGCGAAAAGGAGCUGCAGGCCGCAGGAAGCGCCCAGUCUGCGACCAAGGGCCCAGAGACAGCAGCAGCAGCAGUGACGAAGGCAGCACUGUGGUUCGUCCGGAAAAGAAGCGGGCGCCCCACAACCCGAUGAUACAGAAGACUCGUAGCAGUGGUAAACAGAAGGCGGCUUACCGCGACUUGAGUAGUGAGGAGGAGGUGGAGGAGAAAGAGGAGAAUGGGCCGGAGAGCCUUGGUGUGGUCUACAAGUCUACCCGCUCAGCGAAACCUGUGGGGCCAGAAGAUAUGGGGGCGACUGCGGUCUACGAGCUAGACACAGAGAAGGAGCGUGACGCACAAGCCAUCUUCGAACGCAGCCAGAAGAUCCAGGAGGAGCUGAGGGGCAAGGAAGAUGACAAGAUCUAUCGGGGAAUCAAUAACUAUCAGAAAUACAUGAAGCCCAAGGAUACGUCUAUGGGCAAUGCUUCCUCUGGAAUGGUGCGGAAGGGCCCCAUCCGAGCUCCCGAGCAUCUCCGUGCCACCGUGCGCUGGGAUUACCAGCCCGACAUUUGUAAGGACUACAAAGAAACUGGCUUUUGCGGCUUCGGAGACAGCUGCAAAUUCCUCCAUGACCGUUCAGAUUACAAACAUGGGUGGCAGAUCGAACGUGAGCUCGAUGAGGGUCGCUAUGGUGUCUAUGAGGACGAAAACUAUGAAGUAGGAAGCGAUGAUGAGGAACUACCAUUCAAGUGUUUCAUCUGUCGCCAGACCUUCCAAAACCCAGUUGUCACCAAGUGCAGGCAUUAUUUCUGCGAGAGCUGUGCACUGCAGCAUUUCCGCACCACGCCACGCUGCUAUGUCUGUGACCAGCAGACCAAUGGCGUCUUCAAUCCAGCGAAAGAAUUGAUUUCUAAAUUGGAGAAACGUCGAGCUGCAGAAGAUGGUGGGACUUCUGAUUUGCCAGAAGAUGCCGAUGAGGGGAAAGUGACAGAGGAAAAGGCAGAUGGUGAAGUAGGGUCCUGGAUAGAUGGCUUGUAGAAGCAUCGAGCCUUGCAAACUGAAACGAGACAACUUGAUAUAAACUUCAGAGAAAUCUCCACAACAGCUAAUAUAUGGACAAUCUUCAAGCCUAUUGCAGAAAAAGCAACAGAGACGUUCAAACUGCAAAUGAGGAAAAUCAAGCAGAUUGUCACUGCUUGCCUUCACUCUAUCAAAAGAUGUGUCAACCCUGACAUUUAGAAAUCUUCUUGACUGGCUGCAACCUUGGCUCUGAAACUGUUUUAUAACUCUUCUAGUCAUUAACCAUUGUUUUUUGUUUGUUUCCACGGAAAUGACUCUUGUUAAUUAUCUAAUUGCUUGCAUAAUAUAGGCCUAACUUUGGGACCCUACCUGCAAGAUCAUCUCAUGAAAUGAGAUACAACUAUUUAACUAAACUGUUAUAUUCUCAAGACUGAGACUGGUUUAAUGCAAGAUGGAACAAUCUAUCAACUUAGCUUCUGGGAUGUGAAAUUUCUUAUUUGAAUUUUCAAAUGCGAGAAUGUGAGGGAGCAGAAUUUUUCACCCCAAAAUAUAUUAUUUUAGGGUGGUUCUUGUGGCUAAUCUAUUAAUCAAAUUGACAUGUUGCAAAUUAGCAGGAGAAAAACAAAUUAAAGUUUAAUAACAUGUAUACCUCCUGUAUACAUGGGAGAGAUCCAGGAAAACUGAGUAACUUACCAAAAUGGUGGAAGGCACCACCUUAAAUACCACUUUCAGCUAAAGACAAAAGACUUUGAGGGUGGAAAGCCAGUUAUGGGAAGUCACCAGGAAGAGCAAAGUAAACAAGGGUAAGAGUCUUAUGCAGAUUUAAGUCCUUGCCAUUAUCUCCAUUGGUAGAAGUUUCUAGAGAUUUAGAUAUUUUCUUCCUGGGAUGGUGAGGUAAAGACCCUUACAAAGGAGAUUUCCCUUAGAAAUGUAAAUGUCCUUUCACAUAGGCUAACUUAUACUGGGUCUUCAGAGCUUCUCCCAUGUCUGCAGUUUCUUAAAAUUAACUGGCCUGAAAUAAUAUUUCCAGAGCGGCAUAUUUUGAGGCAGUAAGCUCUGCUCCCGUUCAUAGUCUCCUGUAUGCUCCAGAAGGAAGUGGAAUAGGAUACUGGUUAGUGUUAAUAAUGUGGCUCAAAAAGAGUAAGACCAAGGCACACCCAAAAAGUGGUCUCAACAGGCACACGAGCCUGCAGGGAUGAAUCCCAGUCUGUGGGGUAAGCCCCCACACAGCAGCUCAUACAAUGGGGCCAUGAAUGUAAAGUAUAACAUAAAGAAUAUAGUCAAUCAUAUUGUAAUAACUAUGUAUGGUAUCGGAUGGGUGCUGGAUUUAUCAGGGU
Messenger RNA from Pteropus alecto (black flying fox), 2585 nucleotides. RefSeq names its product ring finger protein 113A (gene RNF113A). The record is from RefSeq and is a predicted model, not a curated record. Lineage: Eukaryota; Metazoa; Chordata; Mammalia; Chiroptera; Pteropodidae. Gene Ontology annotation, cellular component: U2-type spliceosomal complex. The transcript has 4 exons. The coding region runs from base 184 to 1266 and encodes 360 amino acids. Gene Ontology annotation, biological process: snoRNA splicing. Gene Ontology annotation, molecular function: metal ion binding.